GUGUAAAGGUUGGCAGAAUUGAGCGACUAGUCGGUGCAACUCGCAGCUGUGGGCAUACUCUGGGCAGACGUCACUGGAAGAGCUCCGUGUGCUGCCGUUCCCCCGUGUUUGAUCGUAUUAGUGUGGGGCUGAGACUACUCACCAGCCUGUAUAGCGACCACUCUAUCAAACAAAUUUCGAAGAUGCGCGUCGUGGUCCUGAGCCUGGCGGUGCUCUUGGGCAGCGCCGUAGCCCAACACUCGUUUCGAUUCCCAUCAUCAACUCUGUCCCAGAUCCGCCCUAUUGCUGGCUUCCCCGACUCACGCAUUGCGUCAGGGCCCGUGAGGUCUUCAGGACUUGGUCCAAUCCGAGGGUCUUCGUCUCAAGUCGGACUCCGCCAAUCCUCAGCCUCUGGAUCCGGAGACCCAUGCCGCCCAACGCCGUGCGGCCCCAACACCAGCUGCAGCGUCAAUGCUCGGGGCAUCGCCCAGUGCAAGUGUCUGGAUAACUUCGUGCCUGACGGCAACACCAUCAACGGCUGCAAGCCUCAGUGUGUCAGCGACUUCGAGUGUCCGGACGACUACCGCUGUCGCCAGACCAAAUGUGAGCGCGUGUGUGUGCCCGGAGCGUGUGGUCUCAACGCGGACUGCGACGCCCGCAAUCACAGGGCGGUGUGCACGUGUCCUAAGGGCUACGCCGGCUCGCCUGAAGUUAGCUGCAACAAGAACUUGCCCGUGGUGCGUGCGAACCCCCCGGCGCCCCCUCCGGACCCAUGCUUCCCCAGCCCCUGCGGUGAUGGCGCUGAGUGCCGUGAGCGAGACGGACGCGCGGUGUGCACCUGCCCUUACGCAUACGAGGGCGACCCUCUCACCCGCUGCACUAGGGUCGAAUGUGUCGAAUCGAGCGAGUGCCCCACGAACCAGGCAUGCCAGCAGCAGAAGUGCAUCAACCCGUGCACCAUCCCCGACAUCUGCGGUCGCGGGUCCGAAUGCACCGUCAGGAACCACCAACCCGUGUGCUCCUGCGGACGCGGAUUCACUGGAGAUCCUUUUGUCGCCUGCAGGCGCUUCGACCCUCAGGAGCUGUGCCAACCCUCACCCUGCGGUGCCAACACCAAUUGCCGCGUCGAGAACGACCGAGCUGUGUGCUCCUGCAUCGACAACUACAUCGGGAACCCUCUUGAAGGAUGUCGGGCCGAGUGCGUGUCAGACCGCGACUGUCCCGGUGACAGAACCUGUCGCGAUAACCGCUGUGUCAAUCCUUGCGCUUACAACGCUUGUGGUGAGAACUCCUACUGUGAUGUGCGCAACAACCGAGUGACCUGCACGUGCCCGCAGUUCUUCCAAGGAGACCCACACAGCAGGUGCUUCGCCGAGUGCACGGAGCACGACGACUGCUCCAGCUCGCAAGCAUGUUUCGAGCUUAGGUGCAUCGACCCUUGCGUGGGGGCUUGCGGUACUGGCGCUGACUGUAAGGUUGAGAACCACAAACCCAUCUGCUCCUGCCCCAAGGGCUUCACUGGCCAUCCCUUCGAGUCCUGCAGGCCUUUCACUGAAGCUGAUCUCUGCAACCCGAACCCCUGUGGCACGGGAGCGGACUGCACCCCAGGGCACGACCGCUCGGGCGAGAGCCGCCCCGUGUGUACCUGCCCCAUCGGGGACAUCGGCAACCCGCUGGUGUCGUGCCAGCGAGGGGAGUGCCAGAGCCCCAACGACUGCGCUGCUGAAGAGACCUGCCAUGCUUACCAUUGCCAGUCUGCAUGCUUCACUGAGACCGGAUCCGUGUGUGGCGAACUCGCCGACUGUACUGUGCGCAACCACCAGCCCGUGUGCUCUUGCCCACCCGGUUACAGUGGUGACCCGCUUAGAGCUUGCUACACCGCAGCAACAUCCAGGUUCGCUUCCAGUGCUCGUUUCAGCGCCGGACGCACCUAAAAAGAAUGUAUUUGAACAACAGCUUCAACAUCGGCCUCGACUGUUGGUUUCGUCAACAUGAAGCGCGCAAUGGCUGUCGCCUUUUUUUCUAGAGGAGGUCCAGGACGGAAAAGGUCCCGAAAUAUUAACACUGCAAUUAAGCCUACAUGGAAAUAGGGCUGUAGUUGAUUAGCUUAUAUAAAUAUUGAAUCUAAAUUUUUUUAGUUGCGGCACGGCAAGUUGAUUCAUUGAUAUAGGCAUUUUGGCCUCAGUACACCUGUUUUAUCGUUAAAUUUAUAGCCUUUUGGGUUAUUUGUAAUCAAAAAAAUUUUUCGCUGACUAAGUUCAUAAAUUACUGUGAAAACGAAUAAUUUUUACAAUAGCAAAAUAUAUAGAAAAAUUCCACUGUCCGUGACGAAGGACAUUAUUGUUUUUUUUGUGACAUUAGUGUUCUUUCAGAGCAUGUCCAAGAAUUGUAAACUUGUACAAUGACGUAAUAAAGUCUCAGCAUAUUCCCCUACUCACUAACAAGCUUUAUCUUCGAAUGAUCUCUUCUACAAAAAAUGAAGUCCGUGUACAAAAUUCAAAAUUUACUUGGCAGCUUUGACGAACAGCUUUCCUAGUCAAAUUCAUUUCUGCCUUUGCUCUAACUAGAUGAUGACAUGCAAAACUUUCCUCUAUAACGUGUAAUUGAAUUGAUUAGCUUAAUUAUUCGGUAACUCGACUAAAGAUGUGCUUAAAUGCAGACAUGUGUAUGUUGUAGGUUUGGUUCCUAUAUCAUUCAUAUUUUUCCUUCGCAUUGCAUUGAUAGAUUGGUUUCAUUUCAAUUGAUAAAGAAUAAAAUUAUUAUGUCGAAAUACAGAUAAUAUACAAUGAAUACUGACUAAUGCCUUGCUUAAAAGAAGGCUCUUCUUCGAAAUUUUUUUCGAGACCGGGUUUUCAGUGAUAUUCUGGCCCUCAGGUCGGCAUUUUCCUUUGUAUUGAAGAUGAUCAUUUAAACAAUGUCGUUUUUCUUCAUCGGAUGGAAUCAUCAUCAAAGAAGUUUCGAACAGAGCCUUCUACUUGAUUCCUUUAGCAAAACAUCAGAUGUAAUAAAAGAAUCUUGCUGAUGUUACUAAUAAUAUUACUUAAUAAAAAAUAGAAAAUGUCA
Molecule: messenger RNA, 3042 nt
Organism: Hyalella azteca
Lineage: Eukaryota; Metazoa; Arthropoda; Malacostraca; Amphipoda; Hyalellidae
Product: neurogenic locus notch homolog protein 1
Exons: 12
Coding region: 183-1913 (576 amino acids)
Cellular component (GO): extracellular region
Source: RefSeq, a predicted model, not a curated record